This is a messenger RNA of Aspergillus alliaceus, 1412 nucleotides long. RefSeq lists its product as uncharacterized. The transcript has a single exon. The coding region runs from base 128 to 1105 and encodes 325 amino acids. The record is from RefSeq and is a predicted model, not a curated record. Lineage: Eukaryota; Fungi; Ascomycota; Eurotiomycetes; Eurotiales; Aspergillaceae.
AUUUGGCAAGCGGGGUAAUAGCCCAUAUAAUCUACCUCCAUUCCCUCCUCAUCCUACCUCCAUCUACCUCCAUCCUACCUCCAUCCUACCUCCAUCCUUACUUCAUCCUGCUGCAACCUCAAACACGAUGGUGCGGGUAUCAAACAAGCGACGGCCUCCCCGCAGACCAAUAACCCAUGAGGAUGCGUGGAAGAAAAUCGAAGACGUUGGAAGUACCCUUAUCAACAAGAAAUGCUUAAGGCACACCAAAGAUAAGCGUGCCAUUGACUUGUCACUAUCAGAGGUACCUAGAUCUGAUAAGGAUCGAAGGUUCCAGAAUUUUAUCAAUACUGUGCGGCUGAGAUGCCGCCCUAAUAGUGCAACUGGUGUUCUUCUAUGCUCGACCGCUCUCGGCAAAGAUAAUAUGGCCAGUAUGAACAAGUACCACCGCGAAGAACUUUUCAAUAAGCUUGAAAGGGAACGUAACGGGCCACUAUUGAACUCUCCAGUUUUGAAAGAAAUUUCUAGGCUCCACCAAAUCCCCGAUAUGCAGAUUGAGACAGAUCAGCCGCCUCUUCCCGAACAUAACAAUCAUUCGAAUAUUGAUGGGGCAACUUUUGAGCACGCUUCCCUAGAAGGGAUCGCUACUGUUUUUACUGAGGACCUAUGCAGUAUAAUUUUAAGAGUCCCAUGCCAGAUUGAUGGAGAGACUAUCUGGAAAGCUGCCGUGACGACAGCCUUCCCGCUUUGGGGGGGCCUGGUCAAUUGUCUAAUGAGUCUUGACAUAUGUAUGCCGGGGAUAGAUUAUCUUGCUAUGGCAUUAUUUGAUGCAAGAAUCACUCCAGCCGAACCACUUCGACAUAUCUCUUUUGGUGACGGGCCGACAUUGGUUGUGCCAAACUCUGAAUCAACCAUGAAAGGUGUCAAGGAGGGGGCCAUUAUUAAGGUCUUCGGUGCUGAAAUACACGAGGCAAUUAGGGAUAGCCCUGUGCGGAAAAAGGAGUUAGGAGAAGGGAAACAACUAACAGAAUGUGUAUCAAUGAUCAUCACAAGGCAAGGUGCAAUUAUAAAUUUAUCCUUAGAUCUGAAUCGUGGUGUUGAAAUCAGCCGCAAGCUAUAUGCCUAAAUCUUCUAACUCAUCCACCCGGACUUUUCCUUGAGUAAUGUAUAGUUUAACACCGUUUCGUACCUCCAUUUGGCCGUCAGGGUAAUCUUCAAGAUGUGUAAUUUGUUCGAUCCCCUCGCUAUCCGUUUCAUAUACGGUAACAUUGCAUCCCUUCCAGAAAACCAUUUGGACCAUUUGAUUUUUACCAACAAUCAUCGUAACACGGUUCUUGUUUCCAUUGUUGAAAACCACAGAAGGAUCGAGAGGCUCUACUUUAAAAGCCUGGUAAAUGUUAAAACAUGUAUGUAGUAGAUCUAGUGGCAUUAGC